AUGAAAAAAGGUGGAACUUUAUAUAAAGAGACAACAAACCACUUUCUUAAAUCUUGCUUUAAGAAUUAAGAAAAUAUAAAAUAUUAAUUUGUUAACUCUUAUGCUAAUACUACUUACAGUAACCUCUCGUUAUCUCAGAUUUCGGAUAUUGAGAUUUCCUAAAUCUGA
This is a messenger RNA of Tetrahymena thermophila SB210, 168 nucleotides long. RefSeq lists its product as hypothetical. The transcript has a single exon. The record is from RefSeq and is a predicted model, not a curated record. Lineage: Eukaryota; Ciliophora; Oligohymenophorea; Hymenostomatida; Tetrahymenidae.